Messenger RNA from Cherax quadricarinatus, 1000 nucleotides. NCBI's taxonomy places the organism in Eukaryota, Metazoa, Arthropoda, Malacostraca, Decapoda, Parastacidae. The record is from RefSeq and is a predicted model, not a curated record.
AUUCGGGUGUGGACGGUGUGGGCGGUGUGGGCUGGACAUCGCACCUCAGGAGCUGGUCAUGCGCGCCCUCAGACACGUCUUCCACCUACACUGUUUCACCUGCGCCUCCUGCCACGUCCAACUCCAUAAAGGUGACCACUUCGGGAUGCGGGACGGAGCUGUGUACUGCCGCCCUCACUACGAACUCAUCCUACAGUCAGAGGCGGAGAUGGAGGCGGUGGCGGUGUCUGCAGGCAUGUCAUACCCGCCCCUCUCCCCUGCCACGCCACGCCUCGCCUUUUACAACGGCGUGGGCGCGGCGCAGAAGGGCAGACCGAGAAAGCGAAAAUUACCCACGGAAGACCUACCUCCUCUAACCCCACUCACCCCCGGCAUGGAACUAGUGCCUAGCGGGGAGAUGUCAAUGGACGGGUAUCGUUAUGAGCACCAGGCACCUAACCAGAACCGCACAAAGCGCAUGAGAACCUCCUUCAAGCACCAUCAGCUCAGAACCAUGAAGUCUUACUUUAAUCUCAACCAGAACCCUGAUGCCAAGGACCUCAAGCAGCUGGCUCAGAAGACGGGGCUGUCCAAGAGAGUUUUACAGGUGUGGUUCCAGAACGCUCGGGCCAAGUGGCGGAGGAACAUCCUGAAGCAAGAGCACGAGAGGCACGUCGGGGAUAAGAUGAAGGAUCAGUCGGGGAUGCUGGCGGACCUCCGACCUGUGGAUUCCCUGGGACCCGGACUCACAGACCUCUACGCUAUGUCCUCCGGAGACGAGGGAAGUCAGUCGCUGCAGUUCACAGACAUGUGUCAGUAAGAAGAAGCCAGCGGUAGUGAGAGCAAGAAGAGGGAAGUCCACAGGUAUUCAAAACAGGGUCGUGGAGAAUGUAAAUAUUAGAGUUAGCCAGAGUAGUGUUGAGCUUCGUCUUAGUCGUGGCUAACGCAAGGGAGGGGAAUCAUUCCUCAGCUUGCUGGCCAACAUUUUACAUGGAACAAAUAAUAUUUCACUUUUUAAUAU